UCAAAGAAACAACCCAAAUUAAGGGUUUCCGAAUUACAUUCCUCACUACCAUCCUUGGCCCCUUUUCAAGGGGGAAAUAGGUCAAGGACAUUCUGAAGAAUGCAACUCGGCGACCUUUAACCAAAUGCCUACUACCCGAAGGUCUUUUUCAGACAGGAAAACAAACGCAAUCUACGAGAUCAUCAAGAGGACGUCAACACAAGACCACGACCUCCAGUCGAGGACGAAGACCUUGAAAGUUUGAUCCAGCCCGAUGAAGAGCGUAUUUCUGUGAAGAUUACCACAACUUUCGGGUAUACUAUCGAGACCGGUCGCCCUGGGAGGUGGACGGUGGAUGUUGAUAAAUUAAGGCUACCGCUGAAGCAUCCUCAGCAUCAUCCUUCGCUCUUUUUCUACUCGAAAAAAGGGGCAAUGAUGCACGCAGGGAUGCUACCGCGGUAGCUCCAAACCAAGCUAG
Molecule: messenger RNA, 457 nt
Organism: Amoebophrya sp. A25
Lineage: Eukaryota; Dinophyceae; Syndiniales; Amoebophryaceae
Source: the annotation of a GenBank genome assembly